UCUGACAAACCUGGUCCUGACGAUUCAUGGUCUACCUCAUCUAGCGAAGACUUAGAUUUUGGUACCAAGGAAGGAACAUCAAAGUCAGCAAUGGAAGCAAAAGAAGAUGGUGUUGGUAUUAUUGAAAAUGUGCCACCAGAGCAAGCAGUUAAUGACAGUUUGACUUCUGCUGGUGGAGUGCAUAAAAAUUACAGAAGCGAUAUCAUGUCAGCAAUAAAAUUAGGAGAAGAGGAAGAUGUAGAAUCACCUUCUCUUCAUGAGUAUCAAGUUCCAUUAAAAGUUGAAGAAAAAAAGAAGCACAGAGGAAGUGACAUGGAAGUAUCAGAAAACAUACAUGAUGCUGCGGCUGCUGGAUUAAUUCCACAAAGACAGAAUGGAAAAACUGAUAACGAUCAAUUGCCUAUUACAGAAAAUAAAGAUUCUGAUAUGAGGGAACCUGGUUUACAUGUGAAGAAGUUAAAGAAAGGUGAAAAUGAAAAAGGGACAUCAAAAGGAUCUGUGAUCACACCAGUGUUGCAGAAGGCAGAUUCCCUAACUGGUGGUCCACUACAAAAGAAUGAUGGCAGCCAUUUCAGUGAAAAGGAUCAGCAUGAAAGCAGACCUGCAAAGAAAAUUUCUAAGAAAAAGAACAAGGUCAAAAAGCAAAUUACUUCUAUGGAUGAUCUUGUCGACUUCAUUCAGUCAUCUGAAGCAGCUUCAGAGCAUUGUGAGUUGCCUUACUCUAAGAAUUUCAUGUUGCUGAUUGAACAACUUGGCAUGGAUUGUAAAGAUUAUGCUGGCUUCUUAAAAAUCCAAGAUAUACGUGUUUCCUAUGAGAAAUUAAGGAAACUUAACAAAAAUCACUGUAAACUUCUUAUGGGAAAAAUGACAAAAAUGGAAAAAAUGGUUAGUGCACUACAAAACGAGCUACAAGAAACCAAAGACAUGAUAUCACGGUUAGAGCAUCAAAAAGUUGAAUGGGAACGUGAAUUCUGCAGUUUGAGAUGUACCUUAAAACAAGAAGAAGAAGAAGAAGAAAGAAGAAAUGCUGAUAUGUUAUAUGAAAAUAUUAGGGAAAAGUUAAGAAGAAAAGAAGACGAAUAUAAGAAAGAAGUUGAAACAAAACAACAAGUUGAACUCGCUCUUAGAACGCUAAACAUGGAAUUGAAGGCCACCAAAAAUCAGGUAAAUCAGUUUUUGAUAAAAACUGUAUUUCCAUCCAUAUUACAUAGUGUAAUAUUAUACAUAUAUAUUUUAUAGUAUCCCUUUGACUCA
Neofelis nebulosa (Clouded leopard) is the source of this 1254-nucleotide messenger RNA. Its product is annotated as ankyrin repeat domain-containing protein 26-like. The transcript has 9 exons. The coding region runs from base 91 to 1239 and encodes 382 amino acids. Lineage: Eukaryota; Metazoa; Chordata; Mammalia; Carnivora; Felidae. The record is from RefSeq and is a predicted model, not a curated record.